AUGCCCAUCACGGGAACUCUUCCCGAGGGCACGCUGAGGUUGAUCAACCAGCUCGCCCCGGAGUCCCUCGCCGACACAGCUGCUCUCGCCGCGACUGGCCUCUUGUCCGCUGCAUAUGUCCUGCGCGGAUACGCCUGGGACAGGCCCGACCCGUACGAAUACAUCUGGUACGAGAAGCCACAACAAGACGCCGCCGGCGGCAGCAGCGCGGCAAGCAAGAAAUCAAGAAACAUCGCAGAGAGGCUGGAGGAGCUUGGAAAAGAUGUCGUCGUCUUCUGGGGCUCGCAGUCGGGCACCGCGGAGGGCUUCGCGAACCGUCUCGCGCGCGAGCUGCACCAGCGCUUCCACCUCGACGCCAUGUCGGCCGACCUCUCGGACUACGACGCCGAGACCGUCGCGCAGAUCCCGCAGACCAAGCUGGCCGUCUUCGUCCUCUCGACGUACGGCGAGGGCGACCCCAGCGACAACACCGGCCCGUUCUGGGACUGGCUCACCAAGCUCCAGGGCAGACCCCUCGCAUCGCUGCGGUAUGCGGCGUUCGGGCUGGGGAACAGCAACUACAGAUACUACAACAAGGUCGUCGACGUGGUGGAUAGGGCUCUAGAAGGUUGCGGCGCCUCCCGUCUGGCGCCCGUCGGCCGCGCCGACGAUGCGCAGGGGGCCACGGAGGAGGACUUCCUCGCGUGGAAAGACGACUUAUACAAGGUCCUCCGCGAGACCCUCAGUCUCCAGGAACACGAGGUCGUCCACGAGCCCUCGCUGGCGGUCGUCGAGGACGAGUCCCUCGAGCCCCAGGACCUCCACGUCGGCGAGCCGGUGCACCUGAUCGAGGGCUCUGGGAAGUCGUCCGCGAACUCGGCCAUCAGGCCCCUGAAGAUCAAGAAGGCCUACAGCCUCUUCUCUUCCCCCGGCGGCGGCGGCGGCGGCCGCGGCUGUCUGCACCUCGACCUCGACCUCGGCGGCAACUCUCAGCUCACCUACAAGACGGGCGACCACCUCGCCAUUUGGCCCAUCAACCCCGAUCAGGAGGUCGAGCGGUUGCUGCAAGUCCUCGGCCUCGCAGACCGCCGCAGCGUCCCCAUCAGUAUCAACGCGUUGGACGCGGCCGUCAAGGUCCGGAUUCCCACGCCGACCAACGUCGAGACGCUCUUCCGGUAUUAUCUAGAAAUCUGCGCCGCUGUUCCCAGAGACGCCGUUCGCGGACUUGCCCAGUUCGCGCCGUCACCCGGGGCCAAAGAGUUCCUCCUCAACCUGGGACGUGAAAAGGAGAACUAUGCUACCUUCAUUGCUUCCAACCAUCUCACCGUUGGCAAGCUGCUCGAGUUGGCCAACGCGGCCGACGGCAACCAUGCGGCAUCGGCCUGGACAGGCAUCCCGUUAUCAUACCUCAUCGAGACCCUGCCCAGGUCUCAGCCCAGAUACUACUCCAUCUCUUCUUCCAGCGUCGUCUCUCCCAAGGCCCCGAGCAUCACAGUUGCUGUUUCCGAUACCCCGCUCCCUGCCUCUCCGUCUACCGCUAUCCCCGGCCUCACCACCAACUAUCUCCAAGCACUCUCCCGAUCCUUGCAGGACUCCCAGACAACACGGCAAACGGAGGGUAUGAGCUAUGCUUUAUCGGGACCGUCAAACGCUCUGGAAGGCGGCCACGUCUACGCCCACAUCCGCCGCUCCAAGUUCAAGCUCCCCAUGCUGUCUUCGCACCCUCUGGUCAUGGUCGCCGCCGGCACCGGCCUGGCGCCGUUCCGGGCCUUCAUCACCGAGCGCCUGCGUCUGCAAUCCAUCGGAAAGGAUGUAGGCCGGAUGAUGCUCUUCUUCGGCUGCCAGCGUCCCGACGACGACUUCAUCUACAGGGAGGAGCUCGAGCAGAUGGAGAGGGAUCUCGACGGCAAGCUGAAGAUCGUCACGGCCUUCUCGCGGCAGGAAGGCUCGAGGAAGGUCUAUGUCCAGGACAGGGUUCUGGAGUUUGGCGGCGAGGUCACGGGGCUUUUGGAGGAGGGCGCCAGCUUGUACAUGUGCGGAAGGGCGAGCAUGGCGAGAGAGGUUGGCAAAACUCUGGGCGAUGUCGUGAAAGAGAGCAAAGGAUGGAACGACGCCCAGGUCAAGGACUGGAGCGAAGGACUGAAGCGGAACCGCAAAUGGCAAGAGGAUGUUUGGGGUUAG
Colletotrichum higginsianum IMI 349063 is the source of this 2160-nucleotide messenger RNA. Its product is annotated as NADPH--cytochrome P450 reductase. Gene Ontology annotation, molecular function: FMN binding; NADPH-hemoprotein reductase activity; flavin adenine dinucleotide binding. NCBI's taxonomy places the organism in Eukaryota, Fungi, Ascomycota, Sordariomycetes, Glomerellales, Glomerellaceae. Bases 1 to 2160 code for a protein of 719 amino acids. The transcript is spliced from 2 exons. Gene Ontology annotation, cellular component: cytosol. The record is from RefSeq and is a predicted model, not a curated record.